GGGAAGCAGUGACGUGAGGGUCCCCAUGGCCUCUGUCCCUGAUGACCCAGUUGUGAUUUGAUUUAUGUGGGCUCGCAGCUGCCCUUGCUCCGACCCCAGAGGAGCUGUGUGGGAAGUUCGUGUCUCGGAGCCGUAGUGUUGCUCUGCCGAGUGUCUGGAGCCGGGGCUGUGCACACAAACUGAUAAAUAGGGAAAGGCCUGCUUGCUCCAGCUGGAGCAGAGCUGCAUCAGCGCUGCAGCCCCACGGACUCUGCGCCGGGACAGAGCAGCUCCCUGCAGCCACCGUUGCUGUUUAAAGGCUGAUCCCCCAGCAGAGUGGAUGAAGCAGUGCAGCUGGGAGCAGAACAUGGCCAACACGUUUGUCACCGUCCCCGAYGGGUACGGCCUUCCCGAGCCCAUCCAGUACUACGAUGUUUUACCAGAGCACAUCAACUACCAGCUGCAGGACCCAGAUUUCCAGGCUGCCCCUUACUGCCAGUACUCAGCAGUCCCAGUUCCAKCUCUGCAGUCCCAGCCUGCUCCGUCCCCGUACGGUUCCUACAGCCUGGAGCCCCCGUACAGCGACGGGCCCUGCGUCGGCAGCAGCUGCGAGCUCAGCAAGGGCCCCUUCCUGGCUCCCCACGUGGAGGAUGGGGGGUACCAGGGGUUAAAGAGGCCCAGGUUGAACCACUCGGUGAGGCUGAAGGGGCAGGAGGAGCUGUGUGUGGUGUGUGGGGACAAAGCCUCGGGGUACCACUACAACGCRCUGACCUGCGAGGGCUGCAAAGGGUUUUUCCGGCGCAGCAUCACCAAGAACGCCGUGUACCGCUGCAAGAGCGGGGGGCACUGUGAGAUGGACAUGUACAUGAGGAGGAAGUGCCAGGAGUGUCGCCUCAAGAAGUGCAAAGCUGUGGGAAUGCUGGCAGAAUGUUUGCUGACUGAAGUCCAGUGCAAGUCGAAGCGACUCAGGAAGAAUUUCAAGGAGAAGAGCAGUUUCCUUUGUAACAUAAAGCUGGAAGAUGAGGGACUGAAUAGUAAGCAAGUAUCAUCUACAACAAGAUCUGGAAAAAUCCCAGAGAAGAUGGAACUCACUCCAGGGGAACAUCAGCUCCUUGACCACAUUGUAGCAGCACAYCAAAAAUACACAAUUCCCCUUGAGGAAGCCAAGAAGUUUCUACAAGAAACUGCAAGUCCUGAGGAGAGUUUUCUCCGUCUCUCUGAGACAGCUGUUGUGCAYGUCCAAGUGUUAGUGGAUUUCACAAAAAGACUUCCAGGGUUUGAGAGUUUAGCCAGUGAGGACCAGAUUGCUCUKCUGAAAGGGUCCACAGUGGAGGCGAUGUUCUUGAGAUCAGCCCAAAUUUACAACCAGAGAAUGAGCGAGUGUCAGCCAUCAACCAGUGAAAGUCAUGUAAGACUUUCUGAUCAUGGGACAUGUUGUCACAUUCAAAACCUUGAUAAAAGUAACAUUUAUUCCAUGGAAAUGUGUCAUAAUGAAGAGAGUCCAACUUCYACCACUACCACAGGCAUAACCGARGAGUUCAUCACUGCGCUGUUCUACUUCUACAGAACCAUGGGGGAACUCAAAGUGACCGAGACCGAAUACGCUCUGCUCGUAGCUACAACCGUGUUCUUUUCAGACCGCCCGCUGCUGAGGGACAAGCGCCAUGUGGAGGAGCUGCAGGAGCCGCUGCUGGGGAUCCUGUACAAGCACUCGAAGCUGCAGCACCCGCGGGACCCUCAGCGCUUCGCGCGGCUGCUCGGGCGCCUCACGGAGCUGCGCUCGCUCCGCCACUUCCACGCGGGGGCGCUGCGCGCGCGGCACCCGCGCCUGGCGGCGCCGCUGCGGGACCUGUGGGACCUCCACUAGGCGGCGCCAUCGCCGCCGGCCCGCGCGCCCAUUUCCCGCCUCGGGUGCGCGCCGUCGCUUCCCGCCCUUUUCGCUCACCCUCAGCGGCCGCCGUGAGGUGCCGGUGCCGGUGGUGGCGGCGAUGUCACCGUCGGUACCACUGUCGGUGCCGGUGUCAGUGUCGGUGCCGGUGUCAGUGUCGGUGCUCGUGUCAGUGUCGGUGCCACUCUCGGUGCCGGCGUCAGCAUGGAGCCCGAUUUCUAAAAAGAAAUUGGUGGUGU
Molecule: messenger RNA, 2106 nt
Organism: Malurus melanocephalus (red-backed fairy wren)
Lineage: Eukaryota; Metazoa; Chordata; Aves; Passeriformes; Maluridae
Product: bile acid receptor-like
Exons: 11
Coding region: 320-1846 (508 amino acids)
Biological process (GO): cell differentiation; negative regulation of inflammatory response; bile acid signaling pathway
Molecular function (GO): nuclear receptor activity; RNA polymerase II cis-regulatory region sequence-specific DNA binding; zinc ion binding
Source: RefSeq, a predicted model, not a curated record